AGUCUCUAGGGCAAAAGUCAUCCCUCUGAUAUCCCAAUAUUUACAUACUUAUGUCAUAGCCAAUAAAAUAAGUUCUAUUAUUUCCUUCUUUAAUUACAAUUUCCUGGAUGUGUAUUGUUUUAUGUGAUAUUGACAUGAGAAUUAGGCCUAUGCAGAAAGUAGCCGAUUAUCUUUGCGAGAUUAAUUGGAUCCUUCAAAGUGAAAUGUUCACAGAUUAAAGACAUAUAUAAGAAUACAUCAUUUGGAUAUCAGAAUUGACAUUAGAAUUUCCAGAGCAAACUAAAUUAGUGUAGAGUGAGGGUGAUGAAGUAAGAAGUUUUUAGGAGGCCAAUGUCCUCAGAUGACAAACAGCAAACAGAGGAGGUAUCCUCUCUGCAAGCAGAGGAGUUAGAACUUUUAGCCAAGCUUGAGGAAGCAAAUAGGAGGUUACUGUCAGAUGAAAAAUCUGCAUUCAAUUCCACACCGUCACCAACUUUAGGACAUUCACGACAAGGCUCAGCCUCUAGUGUUGUGUCUUCAGUAUCAUCCAACAGUCAGCAACACUCAGAGGAAGAUGGCACUGGUCAGCCAUUUGGUAAUCUCUGGGAUAUUUGGGGAAAACUUGUAAAUGACUGGGACAAUGCUAAAAAGAAACCUGCAUAUCUAAAGGAACUUGUGCGAAAGGGCAUUCCCCAUCCAUUCAGAGGGUUAGCAUGGCAGCUAUUACUGAAUGUACACAGCUCUCCACACAAGCAGAUGUAUGUAGAAUAUAUGAGAGAAUCGUCCCCUAGUGAGAGAUACAUUAGACGGGACAUUGCCAGAACGUUUCCAGACCAUGAGUUUUUCAAGGAGAAGGAUGGUGUGGGACAAGAAAGUUUAUUUAAUGUCAUGAAGGCAUAUUCCCUCCAUGACAGAGAAGUAGGUUAUUGUCAAGGAAGUGGAUUUAUUGUCGGCUUACUACUUAUGCAGAUGCCUGAAGAAGAGGCUUUUGCAGUACUUGUUAAAUUAAUGCAGGACUAUCGUCUCAGAGAACUGUUUAAACCUAGUAUGGCAGAGUUAAGUUUGUGUAUGUACAAACUAGAAUGUUUAAUACAGGACCUGCUUCCUGCCUUGUACUUACACUUUCAGUCUCAGGGGUUUUACACAUCAAUGUAUGCAUCGUCAUGGUUUCUAACAUUAUUUGCUACAACAUUGUCACUGUCUCUUGCUUGUCGUGUGAUGGAUCUAUUUAUAUCAGAGGGCAUGGAUAUUAUAUUUAAACUGGGAAUUGCAAUACUUCAAUCUAGUCAAGAUUAUCUGAUGUCAUUAGAUAUGGAAGGGAUGUUAAAGUUCUUCACAAAAGAGUUGCCUCUUAAAUAUGAACAAGAACCAGAGAGGUUAUUUCAGCCAGCAUACUAUGUCAAAUACAAUGCUAAAAAGAUGAAAAAAAUAGAGAAAGAGUAUACAGCAUUGAAGAGUAAAGAAAAUGAGGACCAGAUAGAGUUAAGGAGAUUAAGGACAGAAAACAGAUUACUCCGACAGAGGAUAGAUAAUCUAGAAAAGGAAUCAGCCUCUUUAGCAGACAGACUGAUACAGUAUCAAUUGACAAGAGCUCAAGAGGCAGAGGAAACAUAUGCUCUCAAAAAUGUCCUCUCUACAAUCAAAAAGGAGUUAGCUGAGUCACAGAAGAAACUAUCUGUAGCAAAUAAUCUUAUAGGAGAUAUAAAACAAAGGACAUCUAGUAUAAAUUCAGCCUCAGCAUUAGAUGAUGAAGAAGCACAGACUGUGAUACAAAAUCUACAAGAAGAAUUAAUAGUUAUACGACUUAAAGAUGCAGAUACAGAUUCUCUUGUUAAAGAACUAAGAUCAAAGAUCAAGGAGCUUGAAGAUACAAAUGUCCAGUUACAGAGAGCCCCUAGUAAUGACAUACAGAACUUACAAGAGGAGUUGAUAGCGGUCAAGCUACGAGAGGCUGAGGCCAAUCUGGGACUUAAAGAAAUGAGGCAGACUGUACAUGAACUAGAGAGUAUGUGGGAGAAUUUUAAACAUAAGUCAACGGCAGACUCGCCAACAUCUUCUCCGAAAGACAAAAAUCACAACAAGGAAGUAAAACAGCUACAAGAAAAUGUAAUGACAAUUAAAGUUCGGGAGGCAAAUUGUAUGUCUGACUUAAAAGAUACAAAACAAAAGUACAUGGAGCUAGAGACACAGAAUCAUAUAUGUUCAAACCAAAUUCGUAGAAUGGACGAGGAAAAUAAACUCUUAAAGGCAAAAUAUGAAGAAGGUUUGGAGAGAGAGAAGAAAUUAGAUGGUCAUAUAAAGGAACAUAUCAGAAAGAUCGAUGAUAUGCAAUCUCAGAGGAGAGAAGAAACGAUGAUGCUGAAGAUUAAAGAGGCAGAAAAUACUCAUGUGAUAGCAGAACUAAAACAACGAAUAGCUGAAUUAGAAAUUCAGAAAGAGGAAAUAUGGACAGCUGACCAGUUGGAGAAUAAAAGUGGACAUCAGGAUCUUGAAAAUCGUAUAUUUGACCUACAGGAUGAGGUUCUACAAUUGAAGUUUUUCCAGAAUUCACCAAAGUCCACUUCUUACAACGGUCUAGAAGUGAGUGAUAGUGAGUCAGAAGAAGACUUUGAAGAGUUAGAAAAUCCCGAGAGUUUAAACAAAACCUUAUCAGACAUUAUAGAAGGGAAGAACAAAGCCUGUGAUUUAUCUUUAAAUACUCAUCUUCUUGGUGCUGAAUCAGAACUAACAAAUGGACAGUCUUUAACUUCUGGUUUUAAAGAGUGCUUAACAAGGGAGACAAAUCUUCAGAAUUCAAGUUCUCCAAUAGUUUUAGUAACUCAGGAUUCAGAAGUGUGUUCAAAUGAGGAAGAAACUCAGUGCAAUGGAAAUUUAUCUGAAGACCAUUCAGAUUUAAGUGCCAAUUCUUUUUCUACAAAUAAACAAGAUGUUUGUAGAGAAAUUGAAAGUACUUUGGAAAAUCCCUCCACAAAUGGUACAAAAGAUUCCAUUUCAACUAAUGAAGAAUCAAGUUUACUAGAUGAAAUUUCAUCAAGUUUACAAACCAUUUCAUUUCAGAACCAGGAGACAGAUUAACAUGAAAACCUGCCUAAAACAUAUCUUCGUAUAAUUACUUUUUUUUUUUUAUAACACAUUGAGUAUAAACAACAUUAAAAAAACAUAUAUUUUCCACCAAUCAGAAUAUUUCUAUUAUGUAAAUUAUCAUAUGAAACAUGAAUAUACAAACUCUUACUUGAAAGGAAAACUAUACAAAAAUUGAAAUAAAAAUAUUAGCAAAUUUAAAAAAAUGAAUUUAUUUGAUAUCAUGUCAAUUAAGAAAUGUAUGAAAUAAAGGAUUACAGGAAAAUCAUGUUUUAUCCAUUAUUUUCAUUUUAUCUUAAAUGAUUUUAAAUAUGUCUAAUCAAGUUUUCAAAUGAUAAGUCAUAUUAAUAUUAAGUCAAGCAAGAUUCAUAAUGCCAUCUUUACUGCCAUGCUUAGUCACAGAAAGACCAAAUAUUUUUAGUAUACUUUUUCCCAAUUGUCUUUGAAUACAAUUUGUUUACAUCACUUAGAAAGUUAUUCUGUCAGAAAUCCAAGUUUGAGUGAAUAUUUUCCAAAAAUAAAGUAUUGAAAAUAUUUAAUCGUUCUUGAUAAUAGAUUUAGAUAUUGAAAAUACAGGAAAAGUACUUUUUGUUGUGUAACAGAAUAUUCAAUCAAAUUUUAAAAUGACAACCUACUUGAUAAUUUAUUGGCUAAAUAUUUUUUUCUAUCUCAAAUUAAAUCUCCUUUUUUUAGGGAAUUCAAUCAUGUUAUAAAGGGCAAGGAGUUCAACCACCACACAUGAAACUCAUCAUUUCUGUUUGGAAUGUCAACAGACUUAAGUUUGUGCAAUACUUAUCAUUAUUUCAAUAAAACUCACCAGAAAGUUUAUUUUUGUCUUUAAAUAAAGGUUUUACUUAUACCAGAAGCUGACAUCACAGUGAUAAAAAAAACUCUGAAUAGAGACAGCAUACUUUAAUUUAUAUUUUUGUCAACUUCUAGAGGCAAGCUGAUGUGUCCCCAUUCUACAUUUUUUGUGCAUGAUAUUUUCAAAUUUAAUUUCAUAUUAAUCCCUUGAAAAUUUUGUUGUCAUCUAUAUCAUUAGAAGACUUAUAUAUGACCUUAUAAGAUCGUUUUUCAUAGUUGCUUAUUUGUAAUGAAAAUAAAGAAUGCAUCUUAACUAUAAAUUGACUAUGUGAUCUAUAUAGAAUGGUUUCAAAUAUUUUUUCUUGUCUAGUCAUCAUGUUUAUCCUAAUAAAAUGAAAUUACCAAGAUGAAGAAACAAAAUAGUUGUUAAUUUAUAUUUUGGCAACAUUGUAGUAAAGAUAUAAAUGGUGGUGUAUGUCACAAUUUGAACUACUUUUUGGCAAAGUAUGAAAAAGUUCUAUCAUUUUCUGUUUACACUCCCAUACUUCUUUAAGAGCUGUAAGUUACUGCCACUUAACCAUAACAACAGCAUAUAUAAGAAAAAAAUGAAUUCUUACAAAGAGGAUCCUUUCAGCACUUUAAAUAUUUACUAAUUAACAUCUUCAUCCUUGUUCAUUUGAUUUCAUUCAAUUAUAAUUUGUAUCAUCUAAUUGCAAAAAUAAACAUAUCUAAAUCCUAACAGCUUUAUCAUCCUUAUGCAAUUAUCAUUUUAUAAUGAACAUAAAUAUGGUAAAAUGUGGCACCUUUGUAGAAGAUCAUGAGAAAUAUUUUUCUUUAUGUUAAUUUGUACACUUGUCAAUUUUAUUGUUACAUUCAUUAUUGUGCCAAAUGUUAAAGGUUUGUUAUCAUUAAAGGUACAAUAUAUAUUUAUUAUAUGUUUUGUAGUGGUUAUUUUUUUAAAUUCUAAGAAGUUUACUUAUGUUAAUGUUCAACCAGAUUCAGAAACAUCUAGGUAUAUCUAUCCAUUUAAAUACAAAUUAUGUAUUUAAUUUUGUAACAUAGAACUACUUAUAUAUUUCUGUCUGAUUUCCAGAAUUGGCUGCAUUAUAUUCUGAGAUGUAAUUAAAUCCACUAAAGAAUCAUUGCUGUUAUUAUUGGCCUUCACUGUUUGACAGGCUAUGUCAUCUACAGUAAAUUAAUAAAUGAUUAAAAUAUUCUAUUUUCCUGUAAUGAAGAAUAAGUUUAAAACAUCUUGUAUUGUAUAUAUAAUUUCAUAAAAUUAUCUGUUUACAAUAAAAAAUAUGAUAUAGGUAAUUUUUUUUAUAUUUGAAUUUUCUGAACAAUUUUCUUCCAUUCAUUUACUUACCACAACUCCACUUCAGCUACAAAUCUCUGUGUGAAAAUAUCCUUAAACUAAAAAAAAUUCGGAGAUUUAAUUAGUAUUCAUUAAAAAGUAAAUUAUGUAUGAAUUCUUUGAUAUGAUUUUUAUGGCAAUUAUUUUGAUUUUUCUUAUAUAUCUUCAUAUUUUGAUUUGUUUAUAAACUCUAUGGUGUAUUUUAUAUUUGGUUUCUAUCUAAUUAACAUAAACCCCCAUUUCCUUUUAUAUUUAUAUAUAACACCCGUAUUCAAAUUAAAACAAUUCUCUUUCUUAUAUGAUUAAUUUUUACUGUUCUGAUAAAUGUUUCCAUUCUUUUCCCUUCUCUGUUCUUUGUAUGAAUUCUUGUAAUUUCAGAAAAUGACUUUCAGUUAAAAAAUUACAACUAUUCUACAGUAAAAUGUUAUAUGUCUCAAAGUAUUCAAAUAACUCAUACAAAUAAAUUAUUCCACUUUUCUUUGUUUUGUUUUUUUUAUCUCAAAACAUAAAAGUUCAAGCUUUUGAAUUAUUUCAUUUUUCAAAUUUUAUUAAAAAUCAGCAAGAACAUGUACCAUAUUUGAUCAUAGAAACUAGUAAUUAAAUAUGUGUAUAAUUGAAAUAAAAAAUCAGACUUGUUAUACGUUGCUGAAGUAAGACUAACUUUUCCCCCAAAUUAAAGAGCCCCCAAAUGGCAUGUUACCUCCUGCUUGUUUCCCUUCAGUAACACAAUAUCAUAUUUGUAAAAGUCUAUUAGUUUACAUCAUCUGUCUUGUCUUGUUUUAUUGUUAUGUUGCUGUCAUGUCAAAGUUUAUAUGUGUUUGUGUUAAAUGUUAUUUACAAUGAUUAAAAAUAUUUUCAAUAUUUUAACAA
Messenger RNA from Mytilus trossulus (common blue mussel), 6088 nucleotides. RefSeq names its product ecotropic viral integration site 5 ortholog-like. NCBI's taxonomy places the organism in Eukaryota, Metazoa, Mollusca, Bivalvia, Mytilida, Mytilidae. The record is from RefSeq and is a predicted model, not a curated record. Bases 331 to 3054 code for a protein of 907 amino acids. The transcript has 20 exons.